AUGAAGUCAACAGCCGUUAUGGCUGUCGCAGCCCUCGUGGCGCCUCUGGCAUCCGCCAUCCCACUACUCCCUCGCUCAGAUAAUGCCCGAGUCAUUUCAUUACCCAUAGAACGAAGGCAUGUCCCAGACAUUCUAGCCCACGAACGCCGCCGCUUAGGUAAACGCCAAAACGUGGUGGAACAGAUCCUCGACAACGACCAGGCCCUAUACUAUGCCAACCUGUCGAUAGGCACUCCCCAACAAGCCCUCCGUCUGCACAUUGACACCGGUAGCUCCGACCUUUGGGUCAAUACUGCCGAUUCCACCUUCUGCUCUUCGUCCCAAAAUCAGUGUAACGGUGGUACAUAUUCCUCCAGCGCCUCUUCGACCUACAAGCUUGUGAACAAUGAGUUUAAUAUCUCAUACGUUGACGGCUCCGCGGCGCUUGGCGACUACGUCAGUGACACACUACACUUCGGCGGAGUGACCCUCGAGAACUUUCAGUUCGGUAUCGGCGAGACGUCCUCUUCCGAGGAGGGUGUUCUGGGAAUCGGAUAUACUUCCAAUGAAGUCCAAGUUGGUCGAGCAGGAUUACAACCCUACCCCAACCUACCCGCAGCCCUGCUUGAGGCUGGUCACAUACGAUCAAAUGCCUACAGUCUAUGGCUCAACGACCUCGACGCUUCAACCGGCGAAAUCUUGUUCGGCGGCGUCAACACCGCAAAGUACCAAGGGUCACUGGCAACGGUACCCGUGAUUCAGACUUAUGGCGGAUAUUACGAACUCGUCGUCGCGCUGACCGGUUUGAAAAUCAACGGUCAAGAUCUAUCCAACUCCAAUGCACUCCCAGCUGGUGUGCUCCUGGACUCUGGUGCUACCCUCACCUAUCUCCCCAACGACAUCACCUCCCUGAUCUACAACGAAGUUCAAGCCGUCUACCAAGAUAGUGUCGGUGCCGCGUACGCCGAGUGCACUCUCGCCUCGUCCUCGGCGACUCUCGACUUCGAAUUCUCCGGCCAGACCAUCCGCGUUCCGUAUAACGAGCUCUUCCUCGACGCCGGCACCGACAGCCGUGGCAACCCCCUGACCUUCACCAACGGCGAGCAGGCAUGCCUGUUCGGCAUCGCGCCCGCGCAAGGCGGCAUCUCCGUCCUCGGCGACACAUUCCUCCGCAGCGCCUACGUGGUGUACGAUCUGGCCAACAACGAAAUCUCUCUUGCGCAAACCGUCUUCAAUGCGACCGCCAACGACAUCCAGGAGAUCGGCACCGGCACCAACUCCGUCCCCAACGCCACUCCAGUCGCCAGCCCCGUCACAUCCGUCGUCGCUGAGAGUGGCGGCGCGCGUCUCGGCGGAGCCACGGGCACCGCCACCGGCGGCAUCAACAGCCCAACGGGCGCAAGCGGUAAUGCCGCUUCCAUGGACAAAUCCGUGCCGCUGCUCGGCUUGUUCGUCGCCGCAGCACUCGCGGCCCUAUCAGCCUUGUGA
Messenger RNA from Exophiala bonariae, 1467 nucleotides. RefSeq lists its product as uncharacterized. The coding region runs from base 1 to 1467 and encodes 488 amino acids. Gene Ontology annotation, molecular function: aspartic-type endopeptidase activity. The record is from RefSeq and is a predicted model, not a curated record. Gene Ontology annotation, biological process: proteolysis. The transcript has a single exon. NCBI's taxonomy places the organism in Eukaryota, Fungi, Ascomycota, Eurotiomycetes, Chaetothyriales, Herpotrichiellaceae.